Messenger RNA from Oncorhynchus nerka (sockeye salmon), 3051 nucleotides. RefSeq names its product adipose-secreted signaling protein-like. The transcript has 6 exons. Bases 215 to 724 code for a protein of 169 amino acids. The record is from RefSeq and is a predicted model, not a curated record. NCBI's taxonomy places the organism in Eukaryota, Metazoa, Chordata, Actinopteri, Salmoniformes, Salmonidae.
AGGAGGGGAGCUGGAGAGGAGACUGAGUAGAGCCAAAGGAAAUAAGAGAUCAGACAAACACAGCAAGCAGCAUGCCGUUUGGGAUAGUAACGCUUUCCACUGUCCGAUACCAUCAUCACUAAGCACUGAACAAAUCUCCAAAGCGGAGGGUAAUGAUGACAUCACAAAUUCAGACUGAUACAGUGUGAUCCAUCAUUCCUGGCCUGACGUUGACAUGGCAACAGGCAGGAAGGGGUCGACCUCGAAGGGAGGAAGCGUGCGUUUCCCUGACGACGAGGAUGCCAUGGGCUCCCCUGUUCACCGUGAGGAAAAAGCCAAGGAUUCUUCCAUCCCUGCUCUCCCAGAGCCUGAUGGGAACUUCCUGGUUAAGGUAGGGUUCCUGAGGAGUCUGCAUCGUUAUGAGAUCGUCUUCACCCUCCCAGAGGUGCCUGUGCUGGGGAAAGAUGUGUGCUCCCUCCCUUCCUCCUCAUCACCGACUCCCAGACCCCUCCUCAAAGUCAACCGUGUCACACCCACACCAGAGGGUGGGGUGAAGGUGACGUGUGAGUACACAACCCACCAGGAGGGGGUGCUGCAGGAGGAGCUGACCCUGGUCAGUCGGGGGAAGAAGGACCAACGUCUGCGGGUCAGACUACAGGCUCGGGUUAUGGAUCGUCACCAUGGUACUCCUAUGCUGCUGGAGGGGGUGCGGUGUCUGGGGGCGGAGAAAGAAAAAAGGAAAUGAGCCGUCUGUCCCUUUAUAUCUUCCCCCUCCUAUAGAGACCAGCCACCGUCCGUCCCUUUAUAUCUUCCCCCUCCUAUAGAGACCAGCCAUCGUCCGUCCCUUUAUAUCUUCCCCCUCCUGUAGAGACCAGCCAUCGUCCAUCCCUUUAUAUCUUCCCCCUCCUGUAGAGACCAGCCAUCGUCCAUCCCUUUAUAUCUCCCCCCUCCUGUAGAGACCAGCCAUCGUCCGUCCCUUUAUAUCUCCCCCCUCCUGUAGAGACCAGCCAUCAUCCGUCCCUUUAUAUCUUCCCCCUCCUGUAGAGACCAGCCAUCGUCCGUCCCUUUAUAUCUUCCCCCUCCUGUAGAGACCAGCCAUCGUCCGUCCCGUUAUAUCUUCCCCCUCCUGUAGAGACCAGCCAUCGUCCGUCCCUUUAUAUCUUCCCCCUCCUGUAGAGACCAGCCAUCGUCCGUCCCUUUAUAUCUUCCCCCUGCUGUAGAUACCAGCCAUCGUCCGUCCCGUUAUAUCUUCCCCCUCCUGUAGAGACCAGCCAUCGUCCGUCACUUUAGAUCUUCCCCCUCCUGUAGAGACCAGCCAUCGUCCGUCCCUUUAGAUCUUCCCCCUCCUGUAGAGACCAGCCAUCGUCUGUCCCUUUAUAUCUUACUCCUCCUGUAGAGACCAGCCAUCGUCCGUCCCUUUAUAUCUUCCCCCUCCUGUAGAGACCAGCCAUUGUCCGUCACUUUAGAUCUUCCCCCUCCUGUAGAGACCAGCCAUCGCCCGUCCCUUUACAUCUUCUCCCUCCUGUAGAGACCAGCCAUCGUCCGUCACUUUAGAUCUUCCCCCUCCUGUAGAGACCAGCCAUUGUCCGUCCCUUUAUAUCUUCCCCCUCCUGUAGAGACCAGCCAUCGUUCGUCACUUUAGAUCUUCCCCCUCCUAUAGAGACCAGUCAUCGUCCGUCCCUUUAGAUCUUCCCCCUCCUGUAGAGACCAGCCAUCGUCUGUCCCUUUAUAUCUUACUCCUCCUGUAGAGACCAGCCAUCGUCCGUCACUUUAGAUCUUUCCCUCCUGUAGAGACCAGCCAUUGUCCGUCACUUUAGAUCUUCCCCCUCCUGUAGAGACCAGCCAUCGCCCGUCCCUUUACAUCUUCUCCCUCCUGUAGAGACCAGCCAUCGUCCGUCACUUUAGAUCUUCCCCCUCCUGUAGAGACCAGCCAUUGUCCGUCCCUUUAUAUCUUCCCCCUCCUGUAGAGACCAGCCAUCGUUCGUCACUUUAGAUCUUCCCCCUCCUAUAGAGACCAGUCAUCAUCCGUCUCUUUAUAUCUCACCCCUGCUGUAGAGACCAGCCAUCAUCCAUCCAUUUAUAUCUUCCCACUCCCUCCUGUAGAGACCAGCUGUCGUAGUGGAACAAAACCAGCACUUACCUGCACUUAGCCACACACAUGCAUGCACCCGUAGUGGCACACACACACCUGAGGCUGAUGGGAGGUGCUAUAGGGACAGCUUAGUGUAAAGACUGGAAUGGAACAUGUGGAACGGUAUCAAACAUAUAGAAACCACGUUUGACUCCGUUCCAUGAAUUCCAUUCCAGCCAUUACAAUGAGCCCAUCCUCCUAUAGCUCCUCCCACCAGCCUCCUCUGACACACAAACACACACACAAACGUUUUUUUUGUGAUUAGCCCUGUAAUGAAGACCAAGGUGUCCAUGAUCACUUAUAGUUCCCCAAAUGUAAAAUGACACAUUCCUCAGUGAGGGAGCCAAUGUGUUUCAACAUCCACUGUAGGUCCAUUAUAUAACCAGGCACUGCAGCUCCUUUGCUUCUUGUCCCUUCUGUCGUUCUGCAACAAGAGCCAAGCGUCAACCAGCCUUAAACGAUCAGAAAUAUGAUUUACAUUUGAAUUAUGCACGUCAAUAUAACCUGUCAUUGUAUUAUGAUUUACACUGAGUGGACAAAACAGUAAGAACACCUUCCUAAUAUUGAGUUGCACCCCCCCAUUCACCCUCUGAAUGUCACACAUACACAAUCCAUGUCUCAAUUCUCUCAAGGCUUAAAAAUCCUUCUUUAGCCCGUCUACUCCCCUUCAUGUACACCGAUUUGAAGUGUAUUUAACAGGUGACAUCAAUAAGGGAUCAUAGAUUUCACUUGGAUUCACCUGGUCAGGCUGUCAUGGAAAGAGAAGGUGUUCUUAAUGUUUUGUCCACUCGUUGUACAGUAGGUGUUCUGUGUGAGCGCCACCUUUCACCAACUAUGUAAGAGUAUGCCUUUUAGUCUGUGUGUCCUGCAAAACUGUCUCUGUAUUGUACUAGAUUCUCCUAUAUCUCUGUCAGUAAAUAAAAUAUCAUGUCAACUGUUAA